AUGCGUGUACACGCUGUUGUCGACGCCGCAGGGGGCAGUCCAGCCCCGCACAAAGAUGAUGCUGCAGAAGUAGUAGCCCCACUUGGCUGCGGGCGACUCCCACUCGUCGUAUCCGAAGAAGUCGUACAGACAGGUGAAGCCCUUCUCCCACAUGCCCUGGAAGUUCUUGCGGAAGAGGUCGUGCGAGGUGAAGUCGAGGCCGUCGGAGGCGGAGAGGCCGGCGCCAGCGGUGAUGAGGAGAUUGGGUGCGGACUUGAGCCAUUUUGCGGCGAGCUCUAG
This is a messenger RNA of Morchella importuna, 279 nucleotides long. RefSeq lists its product as uncharacterized. The record is from RefSeq and is a predicted model, not a curated record. The transcript has a single exon. NCBI's taxonomy places the organism in Eukaryota, Fungi, Ascomycota, Pezizomycetes, Pezizales, Morchellaceae. Bases 1 to 279 code for a protein of 92 amino acids.